GGUCCUCCUGGGACCGGAAAGACAACAGUAUCAGAGGGGAUCGCUCGGUACUGCUACCAAAAAGGACAUCCUCUUCUUAUCGUCUGUGGCUCAAACUUCGGGUUAGAUGUCAUAGCCAGACGAAUUACCCUCAGAUUUCCAAACAGCCAGCCGCCGCUCGAAACAUCGCGUAUCUAUAGGCUGGGUACCGAUUUUCACGAAACGAGCGAAAUGCAGAUGGCGCCAGGAGCACUGAAUCAAUCGUCCCUUGGAAGCGCAGAGUUCGAUGCUGCGCAUAUGGAAUUACUCCAGCUCGGCAUCCAGCCAGAGCUACUUAAGGUUAUCAAGCAGUCAGUACAGGAUAUGGUCAGUGCGUCUAGCGACUUUUCACUCGGUUCGAGAAUCAUCUCCAGAAUGGAACGGGCGGCACAACUCGGCUCCAAUUGGCCACAGACAACGAAUGAAGAACGUGAUGAGAUGACAUUAAUCUGGAACUACUUCACAUGGCAGAAAUGUCUGUUGAGAGAGGGCAUAGCGUUCGCUGAGCCGGUGAGUGCCAGUGGCGAGGCAGACCCGAUAAGGGCAGGUGCUGGUACAGAUAGGUCAGAAGAGGAUGUCCAGCCUCUCCACGCGAGUUUCGUGCAGCAGCUUCGGCGAGCUUGGACAGACCUCCAAGAAUUCUACCUUGGGCAUGCGAAGAUAAUUCUAUGCACGGCGUCAACCGCUAGCCGCAAGUCGCUACGUGGCUUCAGGCCGGAAUUUGUUCUCGUUGAAGAGGCAUCACAGAUGCCAGAGAGCACCUGCCUCAACGCCAUCUCGCGUUAUAUUUCAAACCUCAAAAAAGUUAUCCUGAGCGGUGACAUCGCGCAAUUGCCGCCGACUGUCACAUCCUUGCACAUGAACGAAGCCUACUCUUCCGAGAAGGUGUCGUUAUUCCAAAGGAUGCUUCAGUCGGGGGUACCUGACGUUCAAUUGGCAGUCCAGUAUCGCAUGCAUCCCCAUAUUGCAGACUUCGUCAGUGCGGAGUAUUAUGAACAGAAACUGGUCAACAACCCUUCCUACAAGCAGGGCAAGCUGUCCGACACAUUCUCGAACUACAUGGUACAACGCUAUCAUUGUUAUGCCGGUGCUUCGUUCUUCGUUUCGGUUGAGAAUUCAACAGUCUUCAGAAGACGAAAUGGAACAUCUCUCUUCAAUCCUGAAUAUGUGAGUUUCAUCGGAGAAUGGGUCGCUUGGUUCUGUGGGUUAGGUUGUCCGCAACAGUACAUCCUAAUAUUAUCAUUUUACAGCGAUGAACGGCGCAUAUUGGCAGACCUGAUGCGCAAACUGGGCUUCAAGGAUGUCAAAAUCAGCAGUGUUGACGCCUCCCAAGGGGAUGAGUCAGAGAUAGUAAUUCUAUCCACAACUCGG
Molecule: messenger RNA, 1389 nt
Organism: Paecilomyces variotii
Lineage: Eukaryota; Fungi; Ascomycota; Eurotiomycetes; Eurotiales; Thermoascaceae
Product: ATP-dependent helicase NAM7
Exons: 1
Molecular function (GO): helicase activity
Source: RefSeq, a predicted model, not a curated record